AUGGCUUCAUUGUCUGCACCGAAACGAACUCAUGGCUGGCGUUUCUGGGCUGUGUUUCCAGGACUCUGCUUUUCUAUCUUGUUAGCUGGACUCGAUACCUCAAUUGUAGCUACGGCCCUGCCCACCAUCGCCGCAGACCUCAAAUCCGGAGCCCUGUACGUCUGGGCCAUCAAUGGAUACUUCCUCACAACGGCUGCGGUGCAGCCAAUUUUCGGCCAAGCGUCGGACAUCUUUGGGCGUCGCAUGCCCAUGUUGACAUCUAUCGCUCUCUUCACUCUUGGCAGUGGGCUCUGUGGUGGUGCCAAAAAUAUGCCCAUGCUGAUUACUGCCCGUAUGAUUCAGGGACUUGGAGGAGGCGGCUUGUUUGUCAUGGUAGACAUCAUCAUGGCCGAUCUGGUUCCUCUUCUUGAUCGACAGCUCUAUAUGUCGAUCGUUAUGGCAACUUUUGCUUUGGGUACAUUUGUCGGACCCAUCAUCGGAGGCGCUAUUGUCACCACGAUUUCCUGGCGAUGGAUCUUCUACAUUAACUUGCCUAUCGGCGGCAUAGCCUUGGCUCUACUGGCCACUCGCCUGAAAAAGGUCGACUUUUCAGGGAACCUGCUCUUGAUGGGUGCCGUCGUCACUGUCCUUAUCACUCUGACUUGGGGUGGCACACUCCACUCUUGGGACUCUUGGCAUGUGCUUGUACCGCUUCUAGUCGGAGCCGCUACCUUGGUCGCCCUCUUCUUCCAUCAGAAUAUCUAUGCCACAGAGCCAACCAUGCCAAUACGUCUCUUUGGCAACAACACUUCAAUGAUUUCGUACAUGGUCACGUUCCUUCAUGGCGUCGAGAUGAGCUGGCUGAGCUUCUUUCUGCCUGUCUACUUCCAAGUUCUUCUCGAAGCUAGUCCUCUGAGAUCAGGCGUUGACCUACUUGCCGUUGUUAUUCCUUUUAUGCCGGCUGGAAUCACUGGGGGCCUGAUUAUAGCCAAGUCUGGUCGGUAUAAGCCGACAAUGGUUGCUGGCUACGCUCUGCUAUCUAUCGGCGCAGGUUGUCUCACGCUCCUGGAUACCAACUCAUCUACAGCAAAAUGUGUCAUCUUCCAGAUAAUCUGCGGUAUCGGAGGUGGAUUGGCCCUAACAGCAACGCUUCCUGCGGUACAGGCACCAUUACCAGAGUCAGACGUUGCCAUCGCUACAGCAUGCUGGGGGUUUGUCCGCAGCUUUGGCUCUAUUUGGGAUGCAGCCAUCCCCGCAGCUAUCUUUAACUCGCGUAUUGACUCUUUGCUUUAUAAAGUCACUAAACCGGAAGUCCGUGAGCUGCUCAGACGCGGCGGAGCAUAUGAGCACGCGACUGCAUCUUUUAUGAAAUCAUUUAACAAUGAUCCUCCGACGAAAAGGGAGCUGAUUGAACUCUAUACCGCUGGUAUGAAGCUGUCCUGGCAGGUCCUAAUUGCUUUUACUGUCAUUGCGGUGCCCCUUGCCUGUCUGAUCAAAGAGGUGCCUUUCCGUAAGGAACUAGUGACUGAGUUUGGGUUAGAUGAAAGUAAAAGUGGGGGUAUUUCUGUGGAUGACAGCAAUGAACUAGCGAUAAGAGCAACCGGAGUCAACCAGAGCGUAGCGAGAUGA
Messenger RNA from Penicillium taxi, 1608 nucleotides. RefSeq names its product MDR family MFS transporter. Bases 1 to 1608 code for a protein of 535 amino acids. Lineage: Eukaryota; Fungi; Ascomycota; Eurotiomycetes; Eurotiales; Aspergillaceae. Gene Ontology annotation, molecular function: transmembrane transporter activity. The record is from RefSeq and is a predicted model, not a curated record. Gene Ontology annotation, biological process: transmembrane transport. The transcript has 2 exons.